CCUGCAGCAUGAAGACGCAACUGUGGAAACACCAAAGCUUCCUCUUGCUUUUCCUUUUCCCAGUGCAGGUUCUGGGGUUAGAUGACGACAGCCGGCCCACCGCGGAUAUCUGCUCAACCCACACGAUUCUAUCCGGACCCAAAGGAAAUGAAGGCGAAAAAGGAGAUCCAGGAGAAACGGGAAGGCAAGGAAAAGUCGGCCCUACAGGCCCUAAAGGAAGCAAAGGAGUAGUCGGAGAUACUGGCGACCAGGGAGCGAUGGGUAAAAUUGGCCCAAUCGGCAGAAAGGGUGACAAAGGACUGAAGGGUUUAUCUGGCAUUUCUGGAGUAAAGGGCAAAGCAGGUGCUGUCUGUGAUUGUGGGAGGUAUCGCAAAGUCGUUGGACAACUGGAUAUUACCGUCGCUCGACUCAAGUCAUCCAUGAAAUUUGUUAAAAAUGUGUUGGCAGGAAUCAGGGAAACCGAAGAGAAAUAUUACUACAUCGUGCAAGAGGAGAAGAGCUACAGAGAGGCUCUCACGCACUGCAGGAUCCGAGACGGGAUCCUGGCGAUGCCAAAGGAUGAAGCCGCCAAUGCCGUCAUCUCCGAUUACAUCUCCAAGAGCGGUCUUUUCCGAGUCUUCAUUGGAGUGAAUGACCUGGACCGAGAGGGCCAUUUCAUGUACGCUGACCGUACCCCAUUGCAGAACUACAGCAACUGGAAGGAAGGGGAACCUGAUGAUACCUCCGGACAGGAAGACUGCGUGGAAAUGCUCAGCACGGGAAAGUGGAAUGAUACGGAAUGCCAUCUAACUAUGUUCUUUGUCUGCGAAUUCCCAAAGAAGAGAAAGUAGGCAUCCGCAGGUGCCCAGAAGUGCCCUGUGAGGUCACUCUGUGUUGAUCAGCUAUAGAGUCCAGGCGCAAAGCCUGCUUCCAGGGUAAUGACUUCAUUAUAGCAGUAUAAUUGUAUGCUACAAUCCUAAAUCAUGUCACUUGCGUAUGAAUAAAAGUUUUAGUAACGCAGCUUAAGUCCUUUCCCUUCGCACUUGUGCCAAGACCCUGAAUUAAAUCUCUGUCGCUUUCAAGCUUCUAGACCUCACUGUUGACUCCCCCUUUAUCUCUCCUUCUAUCUUCAAUCUGCACAACCUCAUUUAAAAUAGUCACAUACCUGAGUACAGACAAUCACCAGCAAAU
Molecule: messenger RNA, 1170 nt
Organism: Gekko japonicus
Lineage: Eukaryota; Metazoa; Chordata; Lepidosauria; Squamata; Gekkonidae
Gene: COLEC10
Product: collectin subfamily member 10
Exons: 6
Coding region: 9-830 (273 amino acids)
Source: RefSeq, a predicted model, not a curated record